This is a messenger RNA of Caenorhabditis auriculariae, 656 nucleotides long. The record is from the annotation of a GenBank genome assembly. NCBI's taxonomy places the organism in Eukaryota, Metazoa, Nematoda, Chromadorea, Rhabditida, Rhabditidae.
AUGAACAAACCUGGCAGCGAUUCCUCAGCUCCUAAGCCAAAAACGCCAUAUCAGAAAGAAGUUUUGCUCCGGAGGCACAUCAAACAGCGUCGAAAUAUGAAGGUUUUUCACUUUGAAACGACGAAAAUUAGAUGAAAUCUUCUAAUCCGUGAUUUCUUUUUAUAGACUCGCGAUCGAAUUGGCGACAUCGAAGAUCAAGUUUCGGACGUCGACAAAUCGUUCAGCGACGCUUCUGAAGAGCCACAAGAAAAAGUAGGUUUUUAAAAAAAUAAGUUUAUAUAUUUUUUUAAUGAAAUUCUGCACAACGUUUUUUUCACUACAAUUUAAUGUGACGGAAAAAAACUUCAUUAAAAAAAAGUCGUCAGAUAAUUAAUUUUUUUCAAAAAAAAAAACAGCUGGCUAAACGAUCUGGUGAGCAGUGACGACGCAAAAUCCACAGAAUCACCGUAAGAAAAUAACGAGAAUUCUCUUUGAAAAAAGAAUGAUUUCCAGAAACACGGCUGUAUGCAACUCUCAAAGCCAGUUGUCGCAAGAGCAGAUUAUGGUUGGUUUCGUUUUUUUGUUCUAAACGAAUUUUCCUAUUUGAGAAAAUUCUCAUCAUUGCAGUCAUCUCGACAAUAAUCUACAUCGUUUUAAAAUCUUUUUUUGGUGAAUAA